This is a messenger RNA of Symbiodinium pilosum, 2136 nucleotides long. Lineage: Eukaryota; Dinophyceae; Suessiales; Symbiodiniaceae. The record is from the annotation of a GenBank genome assembly.
AUGCAGCCACCUGUGCCACCUCCAGAGGUGGGUGCUGAGCUUUACUCCUGGCUGGUGGAGCUGGGAUUAGUUAAAGGGAAACAUGGCCCCAGCCAAAAUGGCAAAGCUCAUGUACUUCCUGGCCGCUUGGUGGCGAACCUGGUGUCCGGAGAGGCCUUCGUGGAGUUGCUGAAUUCAGUGUUUGAAAAACACGCCGUCAAGCAAAAGUUGACCGCGCACGCUGGACAGCCACAACAAACCUGGACACAGGUUGCCAAAGGUUUGCACCGACUAUCUGUGGAACUGGAUGAUGUUGCAGUGGCCACGCUGGCGGGAGGUGACCAGGCUAUUGUCAUGGAGCUGCUGCAGGAACUUCAUGUCGUCUACCAACACUGGGCCGCUCAGGAGGCAAAGCGACACAAGCGGGUCAGGGGCAGACGCGUCCAGCCACAGCAAGGGCAGGCACACGGCUACGCGCGGGUUGCUGGAGCUGGGCACGUAGAGGCACACGAGAAGCAUGUGCAGGACGGCUUUGAGCACAAUGCCGGGAACAGAGACCUAGCCAGGCAUCAGCAUCUAGAGAUGCGGCGUGGUCAUCCUGGCCAUGCUGGCCAUCCUUUGGAGGUUCCAGAGAUGCAUGAAGCGUCCUUGCCCGGUGCAGUGGCGGAUGGCUUCCAAGAUGUUGCCAGGCACCAUGUAGAUGAAGUCACAAAGCAUCGACCCACAAGGGAAUUUGAAGAGGACAACCGACAUGAGGUUCCUGUGCGGGAGGUUAAGCGAGAGGCAUGGGAUGCUUUGAGCAACUUGUCCGCGGAUCGUGAUUUCUCAAUGGCCACAUCUGCGCCAGAACUUCUGGGCCUGUCCAUGAUUCAACAGCUCCGCAUCACGGCAAGCCAGGCACAAGAGCUACUUUCGGAUAACGGGCGACGGCUACUGCGAGCAUUCUCCGAUGUGGAGCGCAAUUCUGCCCACCUGAGCAGAUGGCUGGGAUCACUCACCCACUACGGAGGGGCAGUUGCAGAGCUGUUGCUCUUGCGGCCGGAACACAUUCCGUUCACGCUCACGGUUUUGGGCCAUGGACUUCAAGCACAGAGUGAUGCUGGCGAAUCUGCAUGUGUGAUUUUGGCAGGGGUGUGCGCUGCCCUGUCCGGGACGCAUCUGCGCAAGGCCUGUGCUGAAUGGCUAAUCAACUCGUCAGCACUGGCGGACAUGGCUGCCCUGAUGUCUCAGCGCCCGAGCUCGCAUGCCCCAGCAGUGUCUGUGAUGGUGAGCUGCUACGGCGAUUCGCUUCUCCAGUUGACUUCCCAGUACUUGAAGCAAACUGCUCGUGGCGAGAAGGACUUUCUUGCAACAGUGCAUCAUGUCUUGCGGACUAUGCUCAGUCAACGAGACCUUGCUGAGGCUUGCCAUGAACAGGGGGUACCCUCUCAUUUUCUGACGCGAAGUCUCCAAAGGCUCAGCGACGAAAGGAGCACUGCAGGAACCUUGCAAGCUGCAGCGCUGCUGGCAACAGACCUUUGGCUUGGAGGUGUGAGCAAGACCUCUCCGCAAGAAGGACUGGGAGACUUGCUGGCGGCACUCAAGAAGGCAACACAAAGCAGGCAAGGCCGCUGCCCACAAAUGGUUGCAUUUUCGUGUCUUGCAAAAUUGUUGUCACAGCUCUGCGACAACCAGGAUGUCGAAGGGACACCAGCUGUGUACCGCACUUACAUUUAUGCCUUGGUUGAGUGUGAAAGUCACUCGACGCGAGAGUUUGGCACUCGUUGCUUACUCGGGCUUCUGGAAAAGUACGAAGGCGUCCCUGUGGCAAUUUUGGCCGAGCUCAGUGUCAAGAAGUUUCAGGUGAGUGCAGAGCCUCUUGCAGUGAUAGACAUCGAGCUGUUUCUGGUCAUCGCAAAGCACCCUCGCUGUACAGACCGCCACGCAGAAAUGCAACCUUCUCGGGAACUUUGUGUAUUCAUCAUGAUAUGCUGGAGUGAUCCGAUGUCAGGCUGGCACAGGUGCUUGCGCGAACUCUUGGCCUGGUUGUCUUGUGAUUCUAACAAGCUUGGAGGUCUCGUGCUUGCUGUUGAGACUCAUGCCAGGUUGUGCUGUGGAGAACGCGGAUGUGGGCCGUGCUGCCAGCCAGGAGCCCUGAUGGGUCAGAAACUGCUGUGA